CAGAAUCGCGCAUCGACACAUCAACUCUCUUGACUCGCUGGGGAUGUCACGCGCACUAGCCCGCACACUCGCUAAGAAUCUUCCUCGUCACCCUGCACAGUCAUUCUCGACGAGCUCCCAGUUCAACACAGCCGAAGCGCCGCCGCCCAAGUCUGCUGGCUUUGUAAAGUAUAAUUGGGAGGAUCCACUGGGAAUCGAAAACACGCUCUUGACUGAAGAGGAAGUGUCGAUCAAGGAUGUCGCGAGAGACUACUGCCAAGAGAAGCUCGUGCCUCGCGUCAUUGAAGGCUACCGCAAUGAGAAUUUCGAUAAGUCGAUGAUGUCAGAGAUGGGUGAGCUGGGCUUGCUGGGUGCCACGAUCAAAGGCUACGACUGUGCUGGCGUAUCGUCAGUGGCGUACGGUCUCAUCGCUCGCGAAGUCGAGCGCGUCGACAGCGGAUAUAGAUCAGCCAUGAGCGUUCAGAGCUCGCUAGUCAUGCAUCCCAUCUACGCAUUCGGCAAUGAGCAGCAGAAGCAAAAGUGGCUGCCACGCCUGGCAAAAGGCGAGCUCAUCGGCUGUUUCGGUCUUACAGAGCCUGGCCACGGUAGUGACCCGUCUGGCAUGGUAACCGAAGCUCAGGAGAAGCCAGGAGGCGGCUUUAUCAUCUCUGGAAGCAAGACGUGGAUUUCCAAUAGUCCCAUUGCGGAUGUCUUCAUCAUCUGGGCCAAGUGCAAAUGGGAUGGCAAGAUCAGAGGCUUCAUCCUCGAGAAGGGUAUGAAAGGUCUCACUGCGCCCAAGAUCGCCAACAAGCUCGCGCUACGGGCCUCGAUCACCGGCUCGAUUUACAUGGACGAAGUCGAGGUCGGAAGCGAUGCACUGCUUGAAGGCGUGUCCGGCCUGAAAGGACCAUUCGGCUGUCUUAAUAAUGCUCGCUUCGGCAUCAGCUUUGGCGCGAUCGGCGCAUUGGAAGACGCGCUAGCACGAGCGAGGCAGUAUGCGCUCGAGAGAACGCAAUUUAAGGUACCGCUGGCGUCGUUCCAGCUCGUACAGAAGAAGCUUGCGGAUGCGCAUACAGAAGCUACUCUGGGUCUGCUUGCAUCCAUACAGCUCGGUAGGCUAAAGGAUAGCGGUGCCUGGGCUCCUGAGAUGAUCUCACUGCUCAAGCGCAACAAUUGCUCAAAGGCGCUCAAGCAUACUCGCAAGGUCAUGGAGAUAUUCGGCGGCAAUGCUAUCGUAGAGGAGUACGGCGUCAUGCGAAUUGCUUCGAACUUAUAUGUCGUGAACACAUACGAAGGCACCGAAGACAUCCAUGGCCUGAUCCUUGGCAAAGCACUCACCGGCAUCCAGGCUUUCCAUGCGUGAAAGAAAGGCCGCACGAUUUGUAUGCCGACAGCGCAAUAAUCAGUUGUACAUGCAUUGCAGCCUGCAUUUCAU
Molecule: messenger RNA, 1414 nt
Organism: Mixia osmundae IAM 14324
Lineage: Eukaryota; Fungi; Basidiomycota; Mixiomycetes; Mixiales; Mixiaceae
Exons: 8
Coding region: 44-1342 (432 amino acids)
Biological process (GO): fatty-acyl-CoA biosynthetic process; fatty acid beta-oxidation using acyl-CoA dehydrogenase
Cellular component (GO): mitochondrial inner membrane
Molecular function (GO): glutaryl-CoA dehydrogenase activity; flavin adenine dinucleotide binding; fatty-acyl-CoA binding
Source: RefSeq, a predicted model, not a curated record